Messenger RNA from Salvelinus fontinalis (brook trout), 1869 nucleotides. Its product is annotated as transmembrane protein 196-like. The transcript has 4 exons. The record is from RefSeq and is a predicted model, not a curated record. Lineage: Eukaryota; Metazoa; Chordata; Actinopteri; Salmoniformes; Salmonidae. Bases 345 to 908 code for a protein of 187 amino acids.
GUGUCUGUCUUACAGUAGAGCAAACACGCAUAGUAGCAGUCCACAGAGCUGUCCAGUGCAAAUCCUGAUAAAUCCAUGUAGUCUAUGACAAGAUCUGAUUUAGAAUACCUUAUAAAGUCUAACAGUGGAGUAUUUUUCAGAGGGAACAUGUAAGUAGCCCUUACAUGGUGGAUCACUUGGUGGUUACUGGAUAGAAAACAUUCUCUCGCGCAAAAGUCCACCUGCGUAAUUUUGAUUAAUGGAUUAAUGCUUUUAGCGCAAAAACCAAUACUCGCUGCUUUUUGGGUGGUUCAAGGGGGUGACCACCACCACCUCUUGAAUGACCCGCUGUGAAGGAAUGAGUGAUGCCGGACAGAGGAUGUAACAUCUGGAGUCUGGUGAUACUGUCCGUGUUGGAGAUGGGGCUCGGUGCGUCCAGCAUCGCCCUCGGUGUGUUCGGCAUCAUCCGAGUCCGGUCGGUUCACAAGCUGCAGCUGGGGGAUGCCUCUCCUAUAUGGAGCGGAAGUUGUUUUCUCAUCUGUGGACUAUGUGGGAUGGUGUGUGCAAAGAAAAGGUCAGGAUUGAUUAUGAUCCUAUUUUCAGCCUGCUGUAUCUGUGGGUUGAUCAGUGGGAUCCUAAACUUCCAGUUUGUGCGUGUGGUGGCAAAGCGUCCCGAUGCCCUGCCGUCCCUCUACCUGGCCAUCAUGGUGCUGGCCUGCCUGGGCAUCGGAGUGUCCAUCCUGUUUACCUGGCUCACCUGUCGUCUGGCCAGCAGCGAACAGCAGAGGAUGUACCUGGAGAGAGAGCUGUCCCUGCACCACUCCCAUGAGAUGAGUGAAAAGGAGUUGGCUGAGAGAUCUGAGAGAGCAGCCAGCAUUCCCCAGAUCUCCUUCAAUGGAAAGUCCUCCCCUCCAUUGUCAUUAGGCUGAAGCCCAGCUGUGUUACUGCAUUCAAAGCAACAUGGAGACAAUGUUGGUUUCAUACAACACCAACGGUUGCAGGGGACGUGAUCUCUUGCAAUUAACUGAUACACAAAGGAAUCAACUGAAGUUACGUCAACGCUCUGAGAAGGCGCUGGGAGAUUUGACAAUCGGCUUACCAGUGACGAUGUAGGCUGAAUGAUGCACCUGGAUAGUCCCCAGACAUGGCUUUGGGGGACAUGGAAACAGCAGAUAGAGGGGACAAAGCUAUGGCACAUCCAAAGGCUCAAAAAGAACAACUAAACCACUUGAGAUUGUCAGUGUUGAGACGGUGGAAGACAUAACUGCUUCAGGGUUUGACUGGUCAUAGUGAUCAUGUCAUACAGUGGAAGUUGUUUCCAGUACUAUUAUUUAUUUAAUGAUUAUUUAUGUAUGUUUUAUUUAAAUAUAUGUUUGUUUAUUCAUAAGCAUGCAAAUAUAAUAACAUCCCAUCUGUGAUAGGUUUUUACAAUUUAGAGCAUUAUAAUGAAUUAAAGGUUUAUUGAUGGUGAUGGAUGACGACUACGAUGGAUGAUGAUGGUGAUGACGACUACGAUGGAUGAUGCCGAUGAUGAGGAUGUUGAUGGUGAUGACUACAGUGGAUGAUGAGGAUGUUGAUGGUGAUGAUGUUGAUGACUUUAUUGUAUCCAUUAGGAAAUUAAUUCUAUAUGAAUUAGUAUAUUUUGCAGGAGAUCACAACCAGUAGGAGGCAGUAGUGAUAGUUAUAUUACCCCACUAGAGGGAGCACUCCGUCUCCUUUUAAUUUUUUUCUGUACCAAACAGCACCCUAUUCCCUAUAUAGUGCACUACUUUUGACCAGAGCCCUAUGGUCAAUAGUAGUAGACUAUAUAGGGAUUUGGGACUCAGACGUUUAAUCUUGUAGUAGAACAUUUGAACAGCAUAAUAAAUAUGGAAAGUUAUGGAUAAAUGA